Colossoma macropomum (tambaqui) is the source of this 3033-nucleotide messenger RNA. RefSeq names its product complement decay-accelerating factor. Lineage: Eukaryota; Metazoa; Chordata; Actinopteri; Characiformes; Serrasalmidae. The record is from RefSeq and is a predicted model, not a curated record. The transcript has 10 exons. The coding region runs from base 266 to 1378 and encodes 370 amino acids.
ACAAAGCAGUGCAAGUGUCGGUGUUUUAAAGUCAGUGGGAGGGGAAAGCAAAGGAAUAUUCAGCUACGGGAGUUUAGACGAGGGUAAAACGUUAAUACCAUUACAGUUUUAGACGUGACUUUUUUUUUAACUGAACUGAAACAUGUCUGGACGUUUAUCUCGCUAACCAGCUCGUUACCUGUGGCAGAAUUUGCGCUGAACUUUGUUCAGUGACCGGUUUAAGACAUUGCUAUUUAUACACUUCGUAUUUGUUUCUCGAUUUGAAAUGGUCAGGUCAAAAAUGAGCUUGUGGACACUGUGUCUGCUGUUUUUGGCUUCUGUUUCUCGCGGAAAAGCCGCGGAGUGUUCGAAACCUGUUCCGACGGGUAAUGUGGUGUUAACUGAUGACGCUAUUCUGAAGAACGACUUCCCAGACGGCUCUGAAGUAACUGUCGAGUGUGCCAAUGGAUAUGUGAUGGAGCAGGGCUCAGACAUCAUCACCUGUACAGACGGGGCGUGGAGCACACCGCAGUUAAUAUGCAGAAAGAGAGACUGUGGUUCUCCCAAGCCUGCACCGAACAUAACAUAUGUAAUGCCAGAUGGAACAUUGUUCGGCGCACGCAUUAAACCAGUUUGUGACAGAGGGUAUUUUCUUCAGGGUUCAAGCUCUAGGCAGUGUCUUGCGACUGGUUGGAGCGGAAGGUCAAGAUGUGAAAUCAUCACUUGUGCGAAACCCACUGAGAUUUCUGAUGGCAUGAUUAUCCGACGCCCGGUAAAGGACUACCCUGAAUUUGAAGAUACCAUUGAGUACUCCUGUAAUCCUGGCUACACUCUCAUCGGCAGCAAGUCCAUUUUUUGUCAGGACGACGGUGAAUACAAUGAACCACCCCCUAUGUGCUUAGAUAUCAGCACAACAGUACGUUAUCCGGAGACAACAGAAACCACAGACACCGUCUUCAGAGUUGACACCAACAGAAAUAGCACCACCACUGCCCCAUCUGAUGUAAGAGGACUGGAUUAUGAACCUUCAAGUACUGUAGCAGGCACUAGGAUUAGUGGUUAUACAACUGAGAUUGCAGUAUUCAGCCUUGUUUUUGCAGGUUUCCUAGUCAUCGGACUUGUGUCUUGUUUAUAUUACUUCUGUAAACGGAAGGGAUGGCCUCUUUAUCUUUCACUCACUCCAUCUCUCUCCACUUUAUGCUCUAUCAUUCUUUCCUGCCUGAUGCUAGUGUCCAGAGACCAGAGAAACAAAAGCAAAACAAAACAAAAACACCCGUCCUGGAAAAAAAUGAAAAAUGGAAAAAGACGCAAAACAGCAGGGAUGGAAAUGAAGGUAAGAGAACAAUACAGGCCUUCUCUUAUCUGGUCAGUGCAUGAAUUAUUAGAGUCUUCUCAGUGAGAGAGAUAAGAAACCGAGGAGUCACCGUGGUCUCUCUCAGGACAUGCAUGCAUACACACUAACCUUUUAAAGAGACCAUAUUUGGGAAAAUGAGUUUGAUACUGUUUGAUACUAUGUAAACAGCCUGUUUUUAAUUGUGAAAAAGUGAUAUUACAGCCAUGAUCAAAAUUACAAAUUCACACUGAAGUGAUAAGGAGUGUUGGUACUGCAGGAAUUCUGCAGUAGUUGGAGUGAAAGAUGUGGGGACAAAGGAUUAAAUGUUGUGCUGUCCUUGGCUGAAGCAAACUAAUCACUGCAGCCUUUCAAAGGAUCCAGACAGGCAAAAACAGUGACUAAAAUGUAUUUUUCUGAUAUUCCUGAGGAUUUCAAUCUGAAUUUAACAGUAUGUUCCUUACAUUUCAGCCUUGACUGUGUUUUAAACAAACAGGAAACAAGGCGGCCCAUUAGAACAGAGAUUGAAGACACAAGAGGUUGGAAAAUGGUCACGUAAAAAAAAUGAAUUACUGUUCUUGUUCUGUACAGCAAAGCAAUGUGGAAGUGGACUUUAGGGGAUAAACAAAAGAAAAAAUUAAAUAUGGUGUGAGGAGUCUAAGCUAAAUAAGUAAUUAGUUCAACAAGUAAAUAUCAUGGACUGUCCCCAAGCAAGCCAGUCAGUCCAAUAAACAAUGAAGACAUUGUUGGGUAAAAGAUAGGAGCGACUAGUGUUUCUGAAAAAAACAAACACAGACAUGGUCCAUGCUGUGUAUAUAAAAGGGGCUACAUACUUCUUGAAAAAACCAACCCCACCCCCUUACAGUUAAACUCUGCACCACCACAGGAACCCUUUAAGCCCUCCCCUACAGAUGUUAUAGUCAUUCUGCCCUCCUCUGAUUUCUUAGAGUAGCUUCUCUUCUUUUCCCUCAACUCAACCAGAUUAAUCCAAAAUCACUGCCGUUAUUCCUUCACUUGUGUUAAAUCCCAGGAGAAUUCCCUGUUGUGGAAUGCUUCAAGAGGCCAGCAAAAGAAUGCCUCAGGAAAGGGGAUAUGUGGAUUCCCCUCGGCCCAGAGCCAGAAGGGAAUUGGGCGAAAAGAAAAAGGGAGGAAAAGAGGAAGUGAAGGAGGGGCUGACCCACUAAUCCUAGAGAUGCUAGGCUGAGGGUUGUGGCUUUUACAACUCUCACGGCACCAGCAUUCCACAACUCAGCUCCAAAGCUUCAAAUAUUGUGAUCUGAGAGGAUCCAACUCUCCACAUUGGGUUCGGUCAGGUCCAGACAUCACUUCUGUGUUUGAAAUGUCCAAUUUGGUCAUCUCCCACUUUUGACAGAUUUUGCAUUUGUUUAUAGAACCUGCAUUUCAUAUUUUCUGCUUCUUACCUGCUUUUAUUAUAUUAGAUCAUUUUAAUUUGGCUGGGGUCACUCAUGUUAUUGGUAGAAAGGCCCACUAAGGUCCACAAGGCCAGCAUGAGAACAACACAGCCUAUGUAAAGUUCCAGACUAAAAACUUACGGGAUGUUGUUUGGAGAUGUAAGCGUUUUUAUUCAUCACAAGUAAUUGCUAAGGUGUUGCUAGGCCAUUGUUAUGGUGUUGUGUUAACCACUAGGUGGUUGCUAAGGUAUUGCUAGGCCAAUGUGAUAGUAUCCCAGGUGGUUGCUAAGGUGUUGCUCGGCCAUUGCUAUG